AUGAACCCAAAUGUGGGUACGGCGGCGGCAAGAGUGAGGAAUUUUACAAGAAUGAACCCUCCAGAAUUUUAUGACUCCAAAGUUGAGGAAGACCCUCAAGAGUUUAUUGAUGAGGUCUACAAGGUACUUGUAAUUAUGGUAGUGACUCUGAUAGAGAAGGUAGAAUUAGCCUCUUACCAACUCAAAGGGAUUGCUCAGAUUUUGUUCAAUCAGUGCAAAGAGGCAAGGCUAGUGGAAGCGGGUCCCAUAGAAUUGGAAAGGUUCAUAAGUGCUUUUCUUGAGAUAUUCUUCCCUCUAGAGAUGAGAGAUGUCAAGGAAGAAAAGCUCAAGGAAAGAUCUACAAAGGCAAAGAGAGCAACAGUGGAUGAUGGUAACUAUUCACAUUCUAGUUCUGGUGGACGGGGUCGUUCAAGGUUUCAGCAAAAGUUCUCCAAGCAAGGUAACUCUAGUUCUCCUCCAAGGCAUGAUAAUGAGAGGGUGUCUAACCCAAAACCUCAAGGAGAAGGUAAUUGGUCUUCAAUGCCUACUUGUGCUAAAUAUGGGACAAAUCAUGAGAGGAAAUUUCUAGCGAGUUCUAAUGUUUGCUUUUGUAGUGGAGAUACAUAUCACAAAAUAAGGAAUUGUCCUUCGGUUGCUAAGAAUGAUGGAGAUGGUCAUCGUAGGGCUCAACCAUAUCCUUCAUCCGGUCCAAAUGGUUUGGGUUGGAAUGCUCCUAAGCAAAACCAUUUUUAUGCUCUCUAA
Molecule: messenger RNA, 741 nt
Organism: Solanum stenotomum
Lineage: Eukaryota; Viridiplantae; Streptophyta; Magnoliopsida; Solanales; Solanaceae
Exons: 2
Coding region: 1-741 (246 amino acids)
Source: RefSeq, a predicted model, not a curated record